AUGUUCACAGAUACUGAUGGGAUUGUAGACCUCCUUCCCCAUAACAAGAACCCUCUUGCGAAGCUUGCUGAGCGAAAACGCGAAUCUACUGUCCCCAAUCCUGCAGUGACCCAGUACAUCGAAGAACGGAAGGUCACUCUGCGCACACCGUUGGUUGAAGCAGAUUGUCGCAAAUGGCUCAUCAGCCAAUUUCAGGAUUUACUGGUCUGGCCUGAUGAAAGAGAAGCAGCUGAUAUGGUAAUUUUCGACAGUUUCCCACAGCCACCCAAAGUGGCGACAGAGCUCACAGAACGUACAGCCCCAGACGCCAAAGUGGUCACAGAGCUCACAACCGGGUCAGACUGUUCAAAAUAAAUUCAAUGGUUUCCAGCUCAACGGCCUCAAUCUUUUUAAAGUGUUGAAGUCUACUAGUAGUACUAGUACUUAGUACUUAGUACUUAGUAGUAGCAGGCUCGGAACUUCCUUUUAAUUGCUAGCUUGAAUUUGCACAUUGUCCCCAAUUACGAUACAAACAUUAUAUUCAACGAAAUACCAAUAUAUAGUAGUAGU
Molecule: messenger RNA, 549 nt
Organism: Suillus fuscotomentosus
Lineage: Eukaryota; Fungi; Basidiomycota; Agaricomycetes; Boletales; Suillaceae
Exons: 4
Coding region: 1-354 (117 amino acids)
Source: RefSeq, a predicted model, not a curated record